Messenger RNA from Wyeomyia smithii (pitcher-plant mosquito), 1692 nucleotides. RefSeq lists its product as uncharacterized. The transcript has 3 exons. Bases 1 to 1692 code for a protein of 563 amino acids. The record is from RefSeq and is a predicted model, not a curated record. NCBI's taxonomy places the organism in Eukaryota, Metazoa, Arthropoda, Insecta, Diptera, Culicidae.
AUGGCUAAAGUAGACAUUAGACUAGGCACCACACUUGUGCAAACGUACGACGGUGCUCCAGAGAAUUUAGAAGCGUUUAUAGAUGCUGUAAACUUAUUCAACGAUACUGUGACAAACGAUUUUGCCAACGCCACUGCCCCACAAAAAGAGGCGGCUCAACUUACGGUAUUACGUUUCGUAAAAACGCGACUGGCGGGUGUUGCUCGCCAAGUGAUUACUGAUGCUAUCAACCUAGAAGUCUCCGAAGGUGAUUACGAUAUCAUUGUUCUUACUGAAACAUGGCUCGACGAUCGCAUUCUCUCAACACAAUUGUUUGGAAAUCGCUAUACUGUGUUCCGGACCGACCGUUCUGACUUGAAUAGCAAAAAGACGCGCGGCGGAGGUGUGUUGAUAGCUGUUUCGGUGAGACUGAACUGCCGUAUUGAUGCUGCACCUAUUCAUGAUACUCUUGAGCAAGUGUGGGUAAUUGUGGAAACAUCUUGCAGUGACGUCAGCGUGGGUGUUGUGUAUUUGCCCCCUGACCGAAAAUCGGAUUCACAGCUAAUUCAGCAACAUAUCGAUUCGAUAGAAAUGGUUCUGUCACGUUUGAAGCCUCAUGCUCAAGCAUUAGUUUUCGGCGACUAUAAUCAGUCUGGUUUGCGAUGGUUUAUUUCGCCUAAUGGACUACCGUUAGUGAACACACCGCGUUCCCACAUGCCGACUGGCUGCUGCUCUCUUCUUGAUGGUUUUUGUCUACACGGACUGACCCAAAUCAACACUGCUUUGAUUGAUGACGAACGCAUGUGUUCUGUGUCUGUUCCCCACGAGCCACUGGUAAAUCUUGAAGCUGUGCAUCCUGCGGUCGUUAUAUCAGUGAGCCUUUCUCAACCAAUGGUUUUCGAUCAAGCUUCAGAAAGCAGGUCUUUGAAUUUUUGUUGUGCUGACUAUUCUGUACUUUGCGCAGCACUAUCGGAAGUAAACUGUGAUGCUUUAUUGGAUCGGUCUUCCUGUAUCGACGAAGCGGUUGACUCUUUCAACAGUGCAAUUGAGGGCGUAAUCAACCAGACAGUGCCAGCUUGUGAUCCACCUCGAAAACCAAUGUGGUCGAAUCUUCACCUCCGUUCGCUCAAGCGCUUGCGGUCUGCUGCGCUUCGGAAAUACUGUUCACAUCGCUCGUCAUACAACAAAAAUCGAUUGAACAUCGCUAGCCGCCAGUAUCGCAACUACAACCGAUAUUUGUACAACCGGUACGUGAAACGCAUUCAAAAUAAUCUUUGCACACACCCAAAACAGUUCUGGUCGUUCGUGAAUAAUAAACGGAAGGAAGCCGGAUUACCCUCUUCCAUGUUUCUGGGCGAUUCCGUUGCUAACAACGAACGUGAAAAAUGCGAUCUAUUUGCCCAGCAGUUCCAGCAAGUUUUCAACGGUUUUGUUGCCUCUCCCGAACAAGUCAGUAUAGCCAGCAAUGCAGCUCCCCGAGACGUGUUUUCAUUUCGACUGCCGCUUAUUAAUACAGAGGAUGUUGUCAUUGCCCUGAGUAAGCUGAAAGCUUCGUAUACCGCUGGACCUGAUGGUAUUCCUUCAGCGGUUCUCAAGCGAUGUGGAGAAGUUCUCUGUUCGCCAAUCGCUAAGCUAUUUAAUUUAUCUGUGCAGCAAUCUGUAAACAUUAUAUUGACACCGAGCAGCACGGAUUUUUUCCUAAACGGUCAGUAA